UUUCUUCUGUUAAUGUCAGGUUCAUGUUUUAGUAUUGUGACAUUCUGUUCAGAAAAACUUGUUGUUUUUGUUCACAUAUUCAUGGACUUGGGAAAGGUGUUUUUGGUGUUCUUUUUAACCUGAUCUUCAAGUUAAAUCCCGUUUCGCAUGUCUAAAAGCCUGGAGAACUGCUACACUUAAUUUUGUAAAAGUUUGCUGGUAGGGUGGGUUCGUUAUAUAAUUUUCUUAACAUGUGUUAAAUUUUCAGUGUAUUUCUUCUUCGCAAGUUGUUUGAUACCGAUCAUUUGUUUUUCGUUAGUUUAGAUUGAUUUUCAACCUUUAAGCCAGAAAUAGUGGGUUCAUCAAAUUAAAUACACAUAUACACACAAAAGGAAACAUAUAAUGAAUUCAGAAGAUGUUGCUGUCAGAAAUUUCAGAGAUUUUCUGAUGAUCUACAAUAAGAUGUCUGAAACAUGCUUCAACCACUGUGUGAGAAACUUAAAUCAAAGGGACCUAACAACAGAUGAGGUUCACUGUGUGGAGAAGUGUGCAGCAAAAAAUAUCAACAUUAACCACAAGGUGAUGGCUAUAUACAUGGAGGUCCAGCCAGAAAUUAUCAACAAACGAGUUGAGGCAGCUACAAAGGCUAGUCAGUUUAGUGAAAAUUCAAGUAAUACAGUGGAUAUAUCUCAGGGAACUGCUUAACCCAUAUUUCUUUUAAUGUACAAAAUUAAAUAAAUAAACUUUUUUUUAUAUAGAAUACA
Molecule: messenger RNA, 743 nt
Organism: Limulus polyphemus (Atlantic horseshoe crab)
Lineage: Eukaryota; Metazoa; Arthropoda; Merostomata; Xiphosura; Limulidae
Product: mitochondrial import inner membrane translocase subunit Tim10 B-like
Exons: 4
Coding region: 382-684 (100 amino acids)
Cellular component (GO): mitochondrial intermembrane space chaperone complex
Source: RefSeq, a predicted model, not a curated record